Messenger RNA from Recurvomyces mirabilis, 1626 nucleotides. RefSeq lists its product as uncharacterized. Lineage: Eukaryota; Fungi; Ascomycota; Dothideomycetes; Mycosphaerellales; Teratosphaeriaceae. The transcript has a single exon. Gene Ontology annotation, molecular function: NADP binding; N,N-dimethylaniline monooxygenase activity; flavin adenine dinucleotide binding. Bases 1 to 1626 code for a protein of 541 amino acids. The record is from RefSeq and is a predicted model, not a curated record.
AUGCCUCGCAAAGAACCUCGCGCCAUCAUCAUAGGUUGUGGAGUGGCAGGAAUCGCCUUGGCAUCUCGACUGCGCUUCGAACUUGGAUAUGAGAACUUCGUCGUCUACGAGAGAGAGGCUGGCGUGGGUGGGACUUGGUUCCUCAACACAUACCCAGGUGUUGGAUGCGAUGUUGACUCUCACCUAUACUCCUUUUCCUUCAACCUGAACCCGGACUGGUCGAAGCGAUUUGCGGAACAGAAAGAGAUCCUCGAGUAUCUGAAUGCGACAGUUGAUAAGUUCGGAGUAAGACCGCAUGUUCGGCUCGGGAUCGAAGUCGUAGAAGCAAUCUGGGUCGACAAAGAAAGUCUAUGGCGUGUGACUCUACGGGACCUUGCCACCGACCAUACCUUCACCAGGGAUGCCGAGAUACUCGUGUCUUGCGUAGGAACAAUCUCGAUUCCACAAGAUUGCAAGAUAGCAGGCCACCAGAACUUCAGAGGCAAGAUCUGGCACUCCGCCAGGUGGGACCACAUCGAGGAAUUGGCUGGAAAGAAUGUGGCAAUCGUUGGGAAUGGAUGUUCAGCUGCUCAACUCACCCCAGCAGUCGUCAAGGAAGCCAAGUCCGUCGUGCAAUUUCAGCGAUCACCUCAGUGGAUCAAUGAACGACCCAACAGUGACUUCAGUCCUCUCACCAAAUGGUGUUUCCGAUACAUACCAUUAGCCAAUCGUGCUUACAGAUACUUGCUAUGGAGGAGCACUGACUCUUUGCAUGACCUGUAUACAUCGACGACUGGUACCGCAAUAAAAGCACGAGAGGGUGCUACUGUAGUCGCCAAGGACUACAUGUUGAAAACGGCACCAGCGAGAUAUCAUGACAUCCUCUUACCAAAGUUCCCUCUCGGCUGCAAGCGUCGUAUAUUCGAUCCUGGCUAUCUCGAAAGUCUUCAUAGCGACAACAUUGAGCUGACAGACGAACCCAUCAUCGAGUUCACCGAGACUGGGCUGAAAACGAGCAAGCGUGAGAUCGACUUCGAUUGUGUUGUCCUCAGCACGGGCUUCAAGAUCCAAGAGUUUCUGUCACCCAUUACAGUCAAAGGCAAGGACGGCGUAAGUCUCAAUCAGCACUGGAAGAUGACUAGAGGCGCUCAAGCAUAUAAAGCUACUUUUGUCUCUGGUUUCCCGAAUUUUGGCAUCGUCUUUGGUCCGAACGCUUUCCCUGCGCACAACUCGGUCAUCUUCACGAACGAGGUCCAGAUCGAAUUCAUCAUCAAGACAAUCUUCAAACCGAUCCUGAAGGGAAGCUUCAACGUUAUUGACGUCAAGGAGGCUGCUGAAAACAGGGACGCCAACAACGUGCAGAAGAAGUUGACGACUAUGGUGUGGAGUGGAGGAUGUACCAACUGGAAUCUGGAUGUGAAUGGCCGAAACACAACGAACUAUCACGAUGCAACGUGGAAGUUCUGGUAUUCGCUUUUCUGGCCUGUCUGGAAAGACUUCAAUAUGGAAGGUGGUAGCGGUGCUUCCCUGCCCAUCCACCCUGCAUUCAAGGCUCUUGGGACGACGACAACGCUCGGUCUGGGCCUUGGUGUAUGCUUGUACGCUUCUCAGCAUGGAAUUCGGGAGUGGCGUGGUCUUGUUCAAUAG